Messenger RNA from Dendronephthya gigantea, 1740 nucleotides. RefSeq names its product protein ANTAGONIST OF LIKE HETEROCHROMATIN PROTEIN 1-like. The record is from RefSeq and is a predicted model, not a curated record. The coding region runs from base 183 to 1505 and encodes 440 amino acids. Lineage: Eukaryota; Metazoa; Cnidaria; Anthozoa; Malacalcyonacea; Nephtheidae. The transcript has a single exon.
UUCAAACGUCGCAUUUUGCAUGUGUCGAAUACAAUUCUAAUUAGAUUCGACCCUAAAACAAUAAUCCGACCGUCAUUUCAAAUGUCGCAUUUCGCAUGUGCUGAAUUCAAUUAGCGGCAGUCCGCUUGGGCGCAUAUCAUGACGUAAAUGACGUAAAUAAAUAAAUAAAGCAAUGGCGCAAUAUGGCGCCAAAUUCAAAUAAGUGUACCAAAAUAUUAAUAUUAAAUAAUAUAAUACAUCGGGCAAGGCAGAGGCGAAAGACAUUCGAAGCAGCUUUGCACUUUUUAAUAAGUCGUAGACAAAAGCUAUUAAAAAUAUGUGCUGUGGUAGUUCUCCUUUUAUCCGCACGAAAUUCAGCUACAACCGUGAAGCGUUCAUGUCGGAGAUUUCAACGAAAUCCAGGUUGGUGGAAUAUUGUGUGGCAAACAUACUCUGAUGCUCGGUUUAAAAAAACCUUCAGAGUGUCAAGAGGUACAUUUUCUUUUAUUCUUGGGCGCAUACGUACUAAAUUGGAAAGGAAAUCUUUAACAGAGGAGCCUGUUGAGCCGGCUUUGCGACUGGCUAUCUGUCUCUAUCGCCUUGGCCGUGGGACAUAUUACUACACUAUCUCAGAACUUUGUGGUCUUGGAUUGUCAACAGUUGCAACAAUUACCCGAGAAGUAUCUGAAGCUAUUGUUGAGAUACUAUGGGAAGACAGUGUCAACAAGCAUAUGCCAAACUCAGAGGAGACCUUUCGGGAAAAAAUCUUGGAUAUGGAAGAAAUGUGGCAAUUUCCAUGUUGUUGGGCUGCAGUUGAUGGUUGCCAUAUCCCUAUUAAGUGUCCUCCAGGUGGAAUGCAAGCUUGCAAAGAGUACCAUAACUUUAAGAACUUUUACUCUAUUGUCCUCAUGGCAUUGGUUGACUCACAUUAUCGAUUCAUUUGGGGGAGCUGUGGCUACCCAGGAAACUCACACGACUCAAUAAUUCUACAGUCAACUGAGCUUUGGUCAAAUAUCGAAGAGGGCGAUGGUCUACCAUCGAUAGGAAAAAAAGUGGGCACACAAACUGUGCCUCCUCUUAUUGUUGGUGAUUCAGCAUUCCCACUCGCACCAUGGCUGAUGAAACCCUACACCAAUGCUGUUUUAUCACCCGAACAGAGAUACUUUAAUUAUCGGCUAAGCCGUGCUCGGAUGGUCACAGAGGGGGCAUAUGGCCAGUUAAAGGGAAGAUGGCGUGUGCUUCUUCGGAAAUGUGAGAGCGACAGCAAGAAUGUUCGCAUAUUUGCACUUGCCUGUAUGGUACUACACAAUAUUUGUAUCAAUCUGGGUGAUACAAUGCCAAAAAAGUUGGACCUUACCAUUGACCCUACUACCAGUGAGAAGAGGGAUAGAGAAAAAAUUCGGGAAAUACUGCAAAUGACCAAUUGUUCCAAAGUAAACAAUUCAUCGCCUCUGGCGGAAAAGAUUAGAAUGGCAUUGGUUGAAAAACUUUGGCUUGAAAAAGAGACUGGAUUUAUUCGAACAUAAUUGAACGUUGUUCUUGUUUAUUCUGUUAAAAGGAAUUUAAGAGUUUUUGCUGAAGUCAAAAGUGAUGCAUAUUAUAUAUAUUCCCCAACAUUACCUUAUGAGGGGACACUUCACGUUAAUUUCAACUUUGAAGUGUUUGCAACAGUAACUUUGAAUUUAAAAAAUUACAGUAGGAAGAAAUGCUCAAAUGAGCAAAAUGAAUGGGAAAAGAUGUUUCAUUGAAUAUGCGCUGUUG